Molecule: messenger RNA, 1391 nt
Organism: Daldinia vernicosa
Lineage: Eukaryota; Fungi; Ascomycota; Sordariomycetes; Xylariales; Hypoxylaceae
Product: putative aldehyde reductase
Exons: 5
Coding region: 201-1079 (292 amino acids)
Molecular function (GO): oxidoreductase activity
Source: RefSeq, a predicted model, not a curated record
UAGGUAGCGACUAUUGAUUCACUAUGUAUAAAUAGAUGCCCAUUAUUUAGUCUCUGGUCUUGGAGCUUUUCCUUCAAACUGAUCUCUCUCUUCCUCCUCCUCAGUGUGCCACCGACCAGACUGUCCUCUGCUUAUAACCUCCUAUAGCCAAAAUAGUAGCGGUAUUCUUCCCAGGUAAAGAAAGUUAACCUAGCAGAACCAUGGCGACCUCUUACACUAUCAAUUCCACUUUCAAGCUAAACAGUGGCUACGAAAUCCCCCUAUUGGGCUUCGGUGUAUAUUUAACUCCGGCAGAGGAGACCGAGAAAGUCGUUGCGGAUGCACUCAAAGCCGGCUACCGCCACAUCGACUCGGCCGUCUUUUACCGCAACGAAGCAGGAUGUGGUAAAGCUAUCAACGCCAGCGGAAUACCGCGGUCUGAGAUCUAUUUCACAACCAAGAUUCCCCCAGAGCUAAUGUCAUACGAUGCCGCCAAGGCACAAGUGGACAAGAGUCUGAAAACUGCGGGCCUGGACUACAUCGAUCUCAUACUCAUUCAUGCGCCAUAUGGCGGCUCAGCGGCCCGAAAAGGAGUGUGGAAAGCACUCGUGGAGGCUGUUGAGGAGGGCAAGGUCCGAUCUAUCGGUGUCAGUAACUAUGGUGUCCAACAUCUCGACGAGCUAGAAAAGCACAUUGCGGAACUUGAAGCCGAACGAGGCGGUAAGGGCAAGGGAGGUGUCAUCUCAGUCGGCCAGUGGGAGAUUCAUCCAUGGUGCCGUCGCGAGGACAUCGCCGAAUGGUCUAAGAAGCGCAACAUCGCCGUCGAGGCCUACUGUCCCGUUGUCAGGGGUGAACGAUUCGGCGACCCUACUCUGGUUAGCCUCGCCGAGAAAUACGGCAAGACUCAAGCUCAGAUCUUGAUUAGAUGGAGCUUGCAGAAGGGCUAUCUCCCGCUUCCCAAGAGCGCUACAACUUCCCGAAUUAUCGAGAACGCCGCAAUCUACGACUUUGACUUAUCCCAGGAGGACAUUGAGAAGUUGAACGCGGACGUAUAUGCCCCUAUUGCUUGGGACCCUACCAAGGCUAGCCUAGAAGACUAAAUGCAGUGAACCCCUUUUAGGAGCUUGGAGGAUGGUAACAUGGCAUUUCCUCAGCACUGAAUGUGAAGACUAUAGUAACUAUAAUUAGUUAAUAUAUACUGUCUUCCCGCUUAACCAAUGUCUUGUCAGUAUGGGAGAGCUUUUGCCAAGACGUCCACAACUCAAUAAUGAAGAUUAUCUACCGGUUAUAUGAAGUAAAACAUUUAGCCAAAUCAUUGUCUAAGUCACAAGUUCCGCCUGUAUUAAUACCUGGAUAUAUAUCAUAACCCUAAAGGACAUACGUCAGAAAAUAUGAAUAUACUUGACAAUAAA